CUUCCCUUGCCCUCUGCUGCCGCAGCCAUGAAGGUCAAGCUGUGCAGCUUCAGCGGGUACAAGAUUUACCCCGGGCACGGGCGGCGCUACACCAGGACCAAUGGAAAGGUUUUCCAGUUCCUUAAUGCAAAAUGUGAGUCGGCAUUCCUUUCCAAGAGGAGCCCUUGGCGGAUAAACUGGACUGUUCUCUACAGGAGGAAGCACAAGAAGGGACAAUCGGAAGAAAUUCAAAAGAAAAGAACCCGCCGUGCAGUCAAAUUCCAGAGGGCCAUCACUGGUGCAUCUCUUGCUGAUAUAAUGGCCAAGAGGAAUCAGAAACCUGAGGUUAGAAAGGCCCAACGAGAGCAGGCCAUCAGGGCUGCCAAGGAAGCAAAAAAGGCAAAGCAGGCUUCUAAAAAUACAGCAAUAACCACUACUAAGGCCCCCACAAAGGCAGCACCGAAGCAAAAGAUUGUGAAGCCCGUGAAAGUGUCCGCUCCCCGGGUUGGUGGAAAACGCUAAGUUGGCAGCUGAGACUUUCUAAUAAAGAUGCAACUA
This is a messenger RNA of Echinops telfairi (small Madagascar hedgehog), 537 nucleotides long. RefSeq names its product 60S ribosomal protein L24-like. Lineage: Eukaryota; Metazoa; Chordata; Mammalia; Afrosoricida; Tenrecidae. The record is from RefSeq and is a predicted model, not a curated record. The transcript has a single exon. Gene Ontology annotation, molecular function: structural constituent of ribosome; mRNA binding. Gene Ontology annotation, cellular component: cytosolic large ribosomal subunit. Bases 28 to 501 code for a protein of 157 amino acids. Gene Ontology annotation, biological process: cytoplasmic translation.